Messenger RNA from Candoia aspera, 1752 nucleotides. RefSeq names its product nescient helix-loop-helix 2 (gene NHLH2). The transcript has a single exon. The coding region runs from base 1 to 393 and encodes 130 amino acids. Lineage: Eukaryota; Metazoa; Chordata; Lepidosauria; Squamata; Candoiidae. The record is from RefSeq and is a predicted model, not a curated record. Gene Ontology annotation, biological process: regulation of transcription by RNA polymerase II. Gene Ontology annotation, molecular function: DNA-binding transcription factor activity, RNA polymerase II-specific; protein dimerization activity; RNA polymerase II cis-regulatory region sequence-specific DNA binding.
AUGAUGCUGAGCCCAGACCAGACAGUGGACUCGGACCACCCGUCGUCAGCGCCGUCGGACCCGGAGUCUCUGGAGGCCAAGGGGCUGCGGAGCUGCUGCGCCUCGGACUUGGAGGCGCCGAACGGCGAGGGCGCAGGAGGAGGUCGCUCAGCGGCCCAUCCGCCGCAGCCGCUGAGCCGUGAGGAGAAGCGGCGGCGCCGUCGGGCCACGGCCAAGUAUCGGUCGGCCCACGCCACGCGGGAGCGCAUCCGCGUGGAGGCCUUCAACUUGGCCUUUGCCGAGCUGCGCAAGCUGCUGCCCACACUACCCCCGGACAAGAAGCUCUCCAAGAUUGAGAUCCUGCGUCUGGCCAUCUGCUACAUUUCCUAUCUCAACCAUGUCCUCGACGUGUAGGGCAGGCACCCGGGGACCAGGGCCCGCGGGGAAGGUCGGUAGGCAAGGUGGACCUCGGGCAGCUGGACACGAUGGACAGGCCGCCGGGUCCCUCCGGAGCUGCCUCCGCCGGGGCUGGAUCUUGCAGGCGGCGCUCCUUCCCCUGUUUAAGCCCACAGAGGAUCCCUCUCCCUGUGGGGUGGGCGGUCUUGGCCUGUCCCUUCCUUCACCUCCCCUCCCCCCUCAAAGUUUCCCCGCGGUAGGGUCCCCUUUCAGCAGUUUCGAGAACCCGGCGGAAGCUUGGCGGGAGAUCCCUUGGCUUUAAGCUCGUGCCUUAAAGGGCUUUCCUGAAUCGGGCCCGAAAAGAGAAACUUGAAAUGGAAGAGUUUUCCCUCCGGGGGUCUGGAUGGAGAGUUGGCUUGCCCCCGGGCCGCCCAAAACAGGAGCACAUCUUGUGUAGAAGGUGGGGUUCUUUUCUUUUCUUACAAGCAAACCCAUUGAUAAUACAGACGGUCAAGUGCCCCUUUCUCUGUAUCCAAAAAUAAUAACGAUCUCAUUUACUUGUGACCUUAAAUGAUCCAGGAGUGCUGUUAAAAAUAAUUUAUUUUUUAAUUUAAGUUAGCAAAAGUAGACUAUUUUUCCCCAAGACUAUUUUUUAAUUUCUGAGGGUGGUUAAGAUUUUGCGUUGAAGACUUUGUGCCAACUGGUUUUCUAUAGUCAAGUGUUUACAUUUUCUUCUGUGGAAUAAAUGUCUGACUCUGGAAGUGUUCACUGGAAACCAAAUUGUGGUUUUCAUUUUGCUCUGGUUUUAUUGAACCAAUGCCCUCUUUUUAAAUGUAUUUUAUAUAUUUGGAUUUGUCCUUGAUAACUUUUUAUUUAUUUUGUGUGUGUGGAAUCAAAAUGCUAGCAGUUCACUUGAAGGUUUUAUUUUCAAAUAGAAAUUAAAACGUGUGUUGUUAUUCUGAUCUGUAAUUCUGUCUAAAGAAGUAUUUUGGAAAUAACUGAUAAGGGAAUAGUUUUGCUUGUCUGUCUUUGUGUAUGCAUGUGUGCGUGUGUGUGUGUGUGUGUAUUACAAAUUUUGUUUUCCAUAUUAAGGAAGAACAGGGGUACUUUUUUUUAUGACAACCAAAAAAUUUACAAGCAGAAAAUGUUUUAUGCUGUUUUGCUGUGAAUCUCUUAAAACAAGAAGUAUGUCUGGGGGUGGGGGAAAGAACAUAUCUAUUAUCCAAAGAUUUUAGUCUUUUUCAGGGUUUUAUGGUGUGUGUGUGUGUAUGUGUGCGUGUGUGCGUGUGUAUGUUGCUUUGUAUAAGGCAAUAUUUUGUAGUGCAAAUAGAGAAAUCUGGUUUUUAUCAGAAACAUUUUUCAUAUCUCUCAUGGAUG